Messenger RNA from Cotesia glomerata, 2232 nucleotides. RefSeq lists its product as uncharacterized. The transcript has 5 exons. The record is from RefSeq and is a predicted model, not a curated record. NCBI's taxonomy places the organism in Eukaryota, Metazoa, Arthropoda, Insecta, Hymenoptera, Braconidae. The coding region runs from base 1 to 2232 and encodes 743 amino acids.
AUGCAUAAAUUGUUACUCAUUACAAAGUCUAAGGCUAAAACUCUACGUUUUGCUGAUACAAAUCCACAUAUUAUUGCUAUAACUGAAACAUGGCUAAAACCAUUACAAGAUAACUCUUUACUUAACUUAGAUAACUUUACAGUCUUCAGAAGAGAUAGAGGUUUAAUUCAUGCUGAAAAUGGUUGCUUCAUUAAGGGUGGUGGUGUUGCAUGUUUUGUCCAUAAGUCACUAAAAGCCAAAGUUAUUUAUGUACCCUGUACAGAUAAUAUAAAUCAGCCUGAAUAUUUAAUUUUCGACGUCAUAUUAACGUCAGGAGACUUAAAUUUUGAUCUAUUAGAAACCUCUGAAACACCGAAUCAUUUACAAUCAUUUAUCUCGGAAUUAUCGUUAUACUGUGUUCCGUUCAAUGCUACUCAUCAUUCAAAUAACGAAGAUUCGUCGUUAGAUGUUAUUAUUCUUGAUAAUCAAUCUAAAAUGGCUUAUUAUCGCAAAUCAAAUCAACCCUUUAUAAAUGGACAUGAUUACCUUUUAUGCUAUUACACUUUUGAUAUCUUGAAUCCCUCUGCGAAAGUUGUAACCUAUAGGGACUUUUCUAAAACUAGUAAUGAAGCCUUAUGUAAUACCCUGAUGCAAUCUCUUAAAAUUGAUAGAGAACUCUUGAAUAACUCUGAUUCCAAUUAUUUAGCUAGCUUAUUUCAUACCACAGUUACUUCAACUCUUGAUGAAUUUGCACCUUUUCGUUCUCACAAAAUUAUUCAUGCUCCUAAUCCUUGGGAUAAAAAAAAACUGAAAGCUAAGUGCAAAGCACGUGAUUAUUUAUAUAAACGUGCUAAAAGAAAUUGCAAUAAAGACCUAUUAAAUCUUUUUGAAAUUAAGAGAACGGAAUUAAAAAUCGAACUAACUAGGGCCCGUGAAAAUUACUUAUGUAACACACUAAGUAAUAUUCCAUCAGGAUCUAACGUGUGGGGUAAACUUAAGCAUUUGGGAUUAGUUAAAGGUUCAACUUUCUCGCCCUUAGAUUUUUUUGACCCAAGAGAAUUAAACAGACAUUUUGCAAAAAUAGUUAGACAGAAUCCUCCUUGUAAUGAAGCAACUUUUGAUGGAAUUAAAUCAUCUCAUAGUAGUCUCAUAGCGAUCUUUCUUACAGAGCUCUUUAAUAGAUCUCUUAAUACUCGUAUCUUCCCUCAAGCUUGGAAGGCAGUUUACAUAUUACCACUGAAUAAGAUUUCUCCACCGCGUUCUCUCUCUGAUGCUCGACCCAUAGCUAAUACGUCACAUUUAAGUAAGGUUUUUGAGAGAAUCAUUGCUAAUCAAGUAGUUGCAUACCUUGAGGAUAAUAAUCUUUUAGAUAAAUACCAAUCAGGGUUCCGAAAACAUCAUAGUACGCAAUCUGCUCUACUAAAACUUAUUAAUGAUAUUGCUAGAGCCAUGGAUAAUAAUCAGUUAACGCUAAUAGUUUUUUUUUAUUUGACCAAAGCUUUUGAUUAUGUUGAUCAUAAAAUCACCUUGAAAACUUUAAUUGAAUUAGGCUUUACCCUAGAGACAGUUAAGUGGUUCUUAUCUUAUUUAUCAAAUAGAACUCAAUCUGUACUUAACGAAGAUGGUAAACCAGUUGGGUUUGAAGAUACAACUUCUGGAGCUCCUCAAGGUUCUGUUCUUGGUCCCAUAUUAUCUCUACUUGUUAUGAACUCUGCGGCAAAACGACUUGCUUAUAGUAGUCAUGGUUUAUUUGCUGACGACAAAUAUAUCUAUUUACAAUGUUACAGUUAUCAAAUUCAUGAAGCUACUAGGCAAUUGAACUUAGAUGCUCAAGCAGUAGUAAAUUGGGCUAGAGAUGAUGGGUUAGAAGUAAAUUUACUAAAAACCAAAGCAAUGGUAUUAGGUUUAAAUAAUAAGGUAAAAUCUCUUCUACGUGAAGGUAUUCCACAGCUCGAAAUUGAUGGUGUAGCUCUCCCUCAUGUGGAAUCAACCAAGUGCCUUAGACUUCACCUAAUACGUGAAUUGGGAUGGCUGUCAAUUAAGAGUCGUCGAAUUUAUUAUACUUCUUGCUAUUUUUAUAAACUAUUAGAAAUUGGUAAACCCUGUUAUUUGCAUGAGUUAUUCCAAGAAGAUCUUAAUGUAAGACGCUCUGAACGACUAGCAGCAAAGAAAAAUAAUAUCCUCUUUAAAUUACUGAACUUCAGUACAACUCAAUAUGAAUCUUCCUUCGUUAUCACAGUGAUACGACUAUGA